AUGCAAGACCAUCCUAACUCCGUUCCCAAACCUUCACCUUCCCCUUCAGGCGCUACGGAGACGAGGCGUCCAAGAUCUUCUUCACUUUGGUCACAGGGCUCCCGAGAGAGCGAAAAUCCACGUACGCCUGCGCCGCCCGCACACGACCAUGUAAAUAGACAGGACUAUUUCCCCAGCAUCCGAAUUCGACGACUUCCAUCUUUGCAGGCUGUGACCGAAGCGAAUACACAGGCAAACACCUCGAGCAACGCGCCAAGUCAUGGCCAGGGCCUUGGGCAGCCGCCAAACAGCGGAACGGUUGGGAGGAGGAGAAGUACUUCUGCACCUCAACGGUUGCAUGUUGGCACUGGACAGGAUGGGCAGGAUCAUCUGGCUGGUGUGACGGAGGAGACAAUUUCACCAACGACGGGGCGAGCGAGCGAUAGUAUCCCAGCGGUAUUAAACAACAAUUCUCAGUCAGAAGAACGUCCAGAUCCUCAGACACGCAAGUCAAGACGAUUGAGGAGGGUGCAGAACAGUAUCAACGUGAAGCAAGAUGAUUAUGAAGAUGGAUUGGUGGAUUAUUUGGAUGUAGUUGAUCCGGAAGUUUCGAUGCUCUCCACCCUCACGAAUGUACAAAACUCUCUUUUCGUCCCCGAUCUCGGAAAAUACGUCAAUCGGAGACCAACCUAUAAUCUCACAAAACGACCGACAGUUAGGGACGAUUUGGGAGAGCCAUCAGGCACGGAUGAGGAGAUCAAACGAAAACCAGUUCGCCCGAAUCUCGAGGAGCGAUCUUAUACCGGUGCUACAAUCAAUACCAUCUCUUCCAAUAUUAAUGAUAGAUACUAUGCUGUUCUGCCGCAUGGUGUGCAAUUGCAAGGUUGGUCUGAAGAGGAAAAAUUGGAGUUGAAUGAUCAUGUAAGACAUAUGCUACAUUCUCGAAGGUCGAAGUUCAGGCGGGGUCUGAAGGGAUUCGGACAAUAUGUUAGGAGACCGCUUGGAUUCUUCAUCACCUUAUAUGCUACGCUAAUCACUCUCUUUGGUCUUGCUUGGGUUCUGUUUUUAAUCGGCUGGGUAAAUGUUGGUGGUCGGCAAAGUUAUUUGAUUAACGUUAUCGACAAUGUCCUCGUUGCCCUCUUCGCUGUUAUGGGUGACGGGCUGGCUCCGUUCAGAGUAGUUGACACAUACCAUAUGUGUUUUAUAGCACAUUACCACCAUCUUACCUGGCGCCUUCGAAGGGAAAAGGCUCUUCCCAAACUCGAGGAUCACAACGAUCUCCCCGCUAUACAACCCGAGGAGGUUGAGGAACACCAGGAACUGGAAGAAGAAUUAGAAUACAGCGUUCUCUCACCAGAACAACAACGUAAGCUCGUUCAUCACCAAAAGAAAUUCGCCAAAUCCCAUUCUUUCUACAAACCUCACGAGACCAUGACCCAUCACGCCUUUCCACUGCGCCUGCUCGUCGCUAUCGUCGUUUUGCUCGAUUGUCAUUCGCUUCUACAAAUCGCGCUGGGUACUUGCACUUGGGCCAUUAGUUACCACGUUCGCCCGUUCGCGCUUACAACUGUUAUUCUGUGUUGCUCGAUUACGGUUAACAUUACUGCCGGCAUACUCAUUUCGGUCGGUGAUAAAAGAACGAGAAAGAAGGACGUGUUGGAAAAGCUGGAUCGUCAGCAAUUGACCGAGGAGGCAAUGAGAAAGGUUGAGAAGGCGAGGUUGAAUAACGAUAGUAGACAUAACAGUGGAGGAGGAGUUUUAGAGGGUGUUGCUCAGGAGAGGUGGGAAGCGAUGGGACAUGUUGAUACGAAUGGAGUUGAGAGAAGGGAUAUGGCAUGA
Messenger RNA from Glarea lozoyensis ATCC 20868, 1818 nucleotides. RefSeq lists its product as uncharacterized. The record is from RefSeq and is a predicted model, not a curated record. Bases 1 to 1818 code for a protein of 605 amino acids. The transcript has 4 exons. Lineage: Eukaryota; Fungi; Ascomycota; Leotiomycetes; Helotiales; Helotiaceae.